AUGGACAACUUCAUGAAUAUGACUAAGGAUGCCGGGCACACGCCUGAGCUGCAGCGUCUUACCGACCUCCACGCCGUAUUCCACGAUGCCCUGAAUGGCAAGCUCAUCCUGGCACCCCUGAACCUCGAGGAGCCGGGCAAGAGAAUCCUCGAAGCUGGCACUGCGGACGGCCUCUGGCUGCGCAACGUGCGCAGCUCGCUCCCGUCGGCGGCAUCGCACCAGUACUUUGGCAGCGACAUCGAGGCCGAGCUCUUCCCCGCGCAACCAGACGGCAUCACAUACUUCCAACGCUCCUUCAACGAUCCCUGGCCCGUCAACCUGAAGAACACCAUGGACCUCGUCCACCUCCGGGGCAGCCUCGCGGGCUCUAGCCCGAAUAGACCCCACGACGUGAUCGAGAACCUUACCACGCUAGUGAGGCCCGGCGGCUGGGUCCAGCUUCAGGAGAUGAACGCCUUCAGCACGCCCGAGAACGGGCCGGCGAUGACCGACUUCGCGCGCAUGGUCCGGGAGGCGUGGACGGGGAUCAAGGUGGGUGACUUUGCUAACGAGUUGAAGGACAUGCUGGAGCAGGCGGGACUGCAGAACGUGCAGGAGAGGCGCGUUCUGAUUGAGAUUGGCAAGACGGCAAAGCCUGAGAUGCGGGCCAGCAGUGUCAAUGGGGUUACAUCGCCCAUAAAGCCGCUGUCAUCUAUUGCCAAGACUGUACCAAGCUCGUUCACUGAGGACCAGCUUGAUAACAUGCAAGCGAGAGUGAGGGAGGAGCUUGAGAACGAGGGUGGGAAGAUUGAGAUCAUCAUUGCGUACGGUCAGCGUGCUCAAGGUUAA
Molecule: messenger RNA, 828 nt
Organism: Pseudomassariella vexata
Lineage: Eukaryota; Fungi; Ascomycota; Sordariomycetes; Amphisphaeriales; Pseudomassariaceae
Product: methyltransferase SirN-like protein
Exons: 2
Coding region: 1-828 (275 amino acids)
Source: RefSeq, a predicted model, not a curated record